AUGCUUGUUUCUUUGAUGUAUAAAGCUAAUAAAUCUGCUAGAAAUCUAAGUGAUCUUAUCGUUGGUAAUUACUUUGAAGCUCAUAGAGACCUUGUGUUGAUAACUGGUGGUAAUGGAGGAUUAGGAAGGGAAUUAGUAAAGCUAUUUUAUGAUCGUGGAGCCAAAGUUAUUAUUCUUGAUGUCAAUGAAAUUGAUAACUUGCCUGAAAAUGUUGUAUUUUACAAAUGUGAUGUUAGUAACAGACAAGAGCUUUGGCAAACUUAUGAGCAGAUCAAGCAAGAUCAUGGGAUUGUUACGAUUCUUAUCAAUAAUGCUGGUAUUACCCAAGGUAAAAAGUUAUUGGAUCUUGAAUAUGAAGAAAUCGAAAAAGUUAUCAGCAUUAACUUGCUUUCUAGUUUUUACACUAUCAACACUUUCUUACCCGAUAUGUUAUCCAUAAAGAGAGGGUAUAUCAUCACAGUAGGCUCCGUUUUGGGGUACAUGUCACCAGCAAGAUUAAGUGCAUACGGAGCAUCUAAAUCUGGAUUAAUAGCAUUACAUGAAUCUUUGACCUAUGAAUUGGGACCUCCAUCUUUCAAUAUCAGUGGUGUCAAGACAUUGUUGUUAUGUCCUGGACAAUUGAAAACUAACAUGUAUAGAAGCGUUUCUACUCCGUCAAAGUUAUUCGCUCCAGAAUUAGAUCCCUCAUAUGUUAGUAAAAAAUUGAUUGAAGCUAUUGAAUUGGGUAGAAGAGGGGAGAUCAAAUUACCUUUCUAUGGAAAAUUUAUGCCUGUCUUCAGAGCUUUUCCAUGGCCUGUAGUGGAAUUCAUUAGAAAUAUUUCAGGAAUCGAUCAAAGUAUGGAGUCUUUCAAAAAUCAUGCUAUUUCAUUAGGUAACAGGACAAGUUCUUUACUAUCAUUGGUGCCUAGUUCAAAUUUACCAGAAUCCGCCGCAACGGUAGUUACAACAACUACUUACUAA
Messenger RNA from Yamadazyma jaroonii, 960 nucleotides. NCBI's taxonomy places the organism in Eukaryota, Fungi, Ascomycota, Pichiomycetes, Serinales, Debaryomycetaceae. The record is from the annotation of a GenBank genome assembly.